UUCUCUGUUGCCUCGGUACCUGCACACCUGACUCCUCAGUGCCUCUCACUAGUAUUCUGCUCUCUCCUGCAAGUGGGUCUGAGUGCCCCCAUGGAGUCGCUACCUCGUUCCUUGCUGUCCCUUUCCCUGUACUGUGUUGGCGGGGCUGUGCUACUAGGCAGCGCCGGGAGUUUCCUACUCAGUGUCCAGUUAUUACCUGACCCCCCAGGCCGGGCCCCCCAGUUUUCCCGAGGACUCUCCGCACUCCCCUCUAUAGUGAUCCUCCUGGUGGCCGCGGGGCUGGGGCUAUGGCUGUGGCGGUUACUGAGCCGUCCCAUGGAGCUGCUGCGGACCCCUGAUGAGGUGGGCUACAUCCCUGUAAAGGGCAGAACGCGAGCAGAGGCGGCCAACGAGGUGCGCAGGAGGCGCAAGAAGGGAGAUCUGCCCCCGGUGUACCCCAACGGGUGGUAUCAUGUGCUGGACUCGCACCUGCUGCAGCCGGGGGAGACCAAGAGCAGCACUAUCCUGGGUGAACAGAUUGCAGUGUAUCGUACACAUAUGGGCAAAGUGUAUGUAGUGGAUGCAUACUGCCCCCACCUUGGCGCCAACCUUGCAGUUGGCGGCCGAGUAGUUGGUGAUUGCAUUGAGUGCCCAUUUCACGGGUGGCAGUUUCGUGGGGAAGAUGGAAAAUGUGUCAGAAUACCUUAUGCUGAAAAGGUGCCAGAGUUUGCAAAGAUUAAAACCUGGGCAUCAUGUGAAAUUAAUGGAAUGAUAUUCGUUUGGUAUCAUUGCGACGGUGUCGAUCCUACCUGGACUAUCCCAGAGCAAGAAGAGAUUACCAAUAAAGAAUGGGUGUAUCAAGGUCGGACUGAGCAUUUUGUUAAUGCUCAUAUUGAGGAAAUUCCUGAAAAUGCUGCUGAUGUCGCACAUCUAUCUUAUCUUCAUGAGCCAGGAAUUUUGAGUGGAGUUGAUUUGAGAUACACAAAAUCAAAAAUCUGGGAAUUUUUAAAACACACUUGGAAAGUACAAUGGGUGCCAGAGCCUGCCCCAAACAAACAUUGUUCUCAGAUGUUGCUUGAGCAUGCUGUACUGAUUUUUGGAAAGCGUUUUUCCUUCCUUGAUUUGAAAGUUGUUGCUAGACAGGUUGGUCCUGGAAUCGUUUUUUUGAACUUUAAACAUUCGUUCUUGGGUAGUGGUGUAAUCCUUCACUGUGUAACGCCCUUGGAACCUCUGCUGCAGAAAGUCUCACAUAGCAUUUAUUACCAGAAAAAUAUACCAUCUAUCAUACCAAAAUUAAUUUUAAAGGCAGAGUGCAUUCAGUUUGAACGUGAUGUAAUGAUUUGGAAUAAUAAGAAAUUUAUUUCGAAGCCCCUGCUGGUAAAGGAAGAUGCUGCCAUUCAGAAACACCGUCGCUGGUUUGCCCAAUUUUACAGCGAAAAUAGCCCACGGCUCACAUUUCAACAAGAGGGUUUGGAGUGGUGAAAUUAGAGCUUGAGAGUCACACAAACAACCAAAGACGACUGUGGAAUUUCAGAGAAUAGUGUUUUAUAAAGUUAUUGAAUAUUAGCCAAACUUUGUUCUCUUUUUACUCUUAAAGAGACAUUCCGCCAAAAUUAGAAUCCACAUUGAUGGAUUAAAGUUUUGAAUAGAAACAUUUUUGUAAUAUAUAUGUAUUAGCUAUAGCUUUUACUAGAAGCAUUUUUACGUUUUCAAAAGUGUAUUUAAGUAUGCACUGUUUUAAACACAGCACUUGCUCAGACUUGCUUGUACCACUGGCGCUCUGAAUAGCUGCAGUAUUUAAAAUGCUGGUGCACAGACAAUUUCUAGCUAUGCUUCACAUGCAAAAAUGUUAACACUAAAACAGGGCUAACUUUUACUAGAAGUAUUUUGCUAAUACAUGUAUACUUGAAAUAUUGUUCUAUUCAAAUAUUGAAUUAAUCUAUGUGCAUUUAAAGUUUGACUGGAAUGUUAUAUAUAUGCAAAUUUGUAUAUUUCACUUUUGGCUUUAGAAUAGAAAUAUUUAACAUCACAAAAUAUUUAUAUAUUUUUUUUAUAACAAAAAAAAAAGCCAGUCAGCAGCUUAAUACCAAAAUAUACAUAUAUGCUUGGUGGAACGUUGCUGUCUGUGUUCUGAAUAUUGCAUCAAAUGUUUUAUUUCAUUAUUGUACAUAUGGUUUGCUUCCUAUUACGUAGAACCUUUCAUUUGUAUAUACAGGAUUUACAAUUCAAAGGGUUUUAGAGGAUUAGUAUAAUAUAUUUUCAUUGAAAAAAAAAUAUGUUCCUAUUUUUUGUAUGAAAUAAUUUAUUGCAAUUUUUUUUAUGUACUUUAAAAAAGUCUGCAGUUGUACCUUCUCUUAUUCUUAUAGCUGUUGAUCCUAUAAAAUGUGUAUGUUGUAUAUUGAUGAAUUGCAUUUAUGUUAAUGAAUAUGAAGUUUAGAGAUUUAGCAUUUGAAUUGUGUGCUGCAUAUUGUGAUUUCAACUUUUCAAAAUUUUUUUUACAAAUACUUUGAAAUCCUGGAUGCCAAAUCCACCUACAUUAAAUAAAAGCGAAGUGCGCGACUAAGUGAAUUAAUUUAUACGCAGAUCUUGUGUGGUAAUUUUACCAUUUGUGCUAUACGCAUAAAGAUAGUCUAUUUAUUAUCAUUGUUUACACUUUCAAUGCUACUGCUGCGUUAGGAGUAUAAACAGUAAGGAAAAAAAAAGAACGAAAGGGACUUAAUCCGAUUUAAUUUAGAGCAGUAUAGUUUUGUUGAUUGAGGCUUUUUUUUUUGUUCCUCUAUUUUGGAAUCCUAUCUUUGCAGAUUUAAAGGAAUGAUUUAGUAAUGUUAAAGGGACAUGGAGCACAAAAAAAAUAUUUAAUGAUUCAUACAGAGCAUACAAUUUUAAACAACUUUUUCUAAUUUGCUUCAUUCUCUUUCUAUCUGUUGCUGAAGGAGAAGUGAUACAAUACUGGCAGCUAAUUGGUGGCUGCAUUUGUAUGCUGCUUUUCAUUGGCUCACCAGAUUUGUUUAGUUAGCUCCCAGUAGUGCUUGCUGCUCCUUCAACAAAUGAUACCAAGAGAAUUAGGCAGAUUUGAUAAAUGAAAUGAAUUGUAAAAGUUGUUUUAAAAUUGUAUGCUCUGUCAGAACCAUGAAAGAAUAAUUCUGGGUCUUAUGUCAAAAUAUUCUGGCGGUUUAUAUAUAAAAUCAAAUUUCUUUAUAACUUGUGUGGGGAUGACAUUUGUAGAGCCUCAAGAUUGUCACCCUGUAAGCAGUUGCGAGCCAUAUAUAUAUAAAGAAAGUAAUGCAAAGUUUCACUACAAACUGCUAUAGGGACCCAGAAUAAUUUGUUUUCAGAAUGUCACUUUAAUGUUAAGCAGCAAUGCUUGUAAGAACUAAAGCAAUUCCACAGCAGAUCAUUAAAGCCACUGAGGAACCGAAAAUACACAACCAAUGGUAAAUAGGAAGCCCCUCCCCCCUGGUGGUUUUUACCCUGCCCUAGGUAUCUCUUCCUUAAUUACCAUCUUUACUCCACACUAGCAUUAUUUAAUCUCAUUACUCAUAAAGUUCCCUUUUCUUUAAUGAUUCAGAUAACAUACAAUUUUAAACAAAUUUACAUCCAUCACCAAAUUCUCUUUGUUUAAGAGGUGUGCACGUGUCUGCAGCACUGUAUGACAGUAGUUUUGCAUCAAUGCUAUACAUUUAGCAAGUGCACUAGAUGUCCGCACCAUUUCCUGUCAUGAUGUACUCCAGACAUGUGCACUUUAUUAGGAUUUCUCUUCAACAUAACAAGAGAACAAAGCAAAUUUGAUAAAAUAAGUAAAUAGGAAACUUUUUUUUUUUUUUAAUUCUCUAUCUGAAUCAUGAAAGAAAAAUUUUGGGUUUGAUGUUUCUUUAAGGGAUUAGCACUGAUUGCAUUGGUUUAAAUAUAUUAGCUUUGUUUGUGGACAAUGUGUAACAUUCUGAUAACUAUUCUUUAACCUUACAAAUGGCAUUUGUUCCUUUUGUACCUGUUGUGAUGUGUGCUCAGUGCAGCCAUUGAUUGAAUGGGGCCACUUUUUUUUUGAGCAAGACAAACUAUCUCAAGUGUAGCAACCAUCCUAUCUUAUUACCCUUUUUGCCUUUUUACUUUUAUAAAUGUUAUUCAGUGUUUUAUAUUUUUUAUGUCUGAUCAAUAAACAUAUUUAAAAAAUAAA
Messenger RNA from Bombina bombina (fire-bellied toad), 4153 nucleotides. RefSeq names its product cholesterol 7-desaturase nvd. Gene Ontology annotation, cellular component: chloroplast. NCBI's taxonomy places the organism in Eukaryota, Metazoa, Chordata, Amphibia, Anura, Bombinatoridae. Gene Ontology annotation, biological process: chlorophyll biosynthetic process; cholesterol metabolic process. The coding region runs from base 91 to 1461 and encodes 456 amino acids. Gene Ontology annotation, molecular function: chlorophyllide a oxygenase activity; 2 iron, 2 sulfur cluster binding. The transcript is spliced from 7 exons. The record is from RefSeq and is a predicted model, not a curated record.